AUGUCCUAUAACCAUCAACCACAGCUUUCGGUCAACUCGAUCCAAUCGUUGGUGGAGCCGGUGACCCCGCCCCCGCUUGGUCAGAUGAAUAGUAAGAGGCACCAUCAGAAGACCCAGUCACUAGAUCUUUCCGAAUUCAAUCAAUUCAUGUCAUCGGGCCAGUCCCCGGUGGCUAUGAUGAAGACUUUCUCUCCCAAUGCAGCUAGUACCAAUAAUACAUCUUCAAAUUUGCCUUUGAUCAAUGAGUUUGACACAGUCUUCGAUCAUUGCAAUACAAAUGCGAACUCAACUAACACUACAUCGGCUUCAUCGCUAAGGAAUGUCUCUAUUACUUCGAAUGAUCAAGGCAUGUCAAAUAACCCUCCUAUGUUGGAGAUAACUUCGCUGCCUCUAGAGGAGUUGGACUACGUUAAAUUGGCUACAGAUCAGUUUGGUUGUCGAUUUUUGCAGAAGAAGCUUGAGUCACCAACAGAAUCUAAUAUCGUGCGCGAUUUGAUGUAUGAUCAAAUCAAACCAUUCUUCCUGGAUUUGAUUUUAGACUCAUUCGGCAAUUACCUGAUUCAAAAGCUCUGCGAAUAUCUUACUGUCGAACAGAAGACGGUGCUAAUUCAAUCAAUAUACCCAAACCUUUUUCAAAUCUCUAUCAAUCAGUAUGGUACCAGAUCGUUGCAAAAGAUCAUUGAUACUAUGGAUAACGAAAACCAAAUUGAUUUGAUCAUAAAAGGCUUUUCACAAGAGCACACCUCUAUAGAUCAGGUCGUGACUUUGAUCAACGAUUUGAACGGUAACCAUGUGAUUCAAAAAUGUAUCUUUAAAUUCCCACCUUCGAAAUUCAGUUUUAUUAUUGACGCUAUUGUCGAUCAGAACAACAUUAUCACCAUAUCGACUCACAAGCAUGGUUGUUGUGUUCUGCAAAAAUUGUUGAGCGUUUGUACUUUACAACAAAUUUUCAAGAUUUCCGUGAAGAUCAUCCAGUUCUUACCAGGUCUGAUCAACGAUCAAUUUGGUAACUAUAUUAUUCAAUUUCUACUGGACAUCAAAGAACUGGAUUUCUAUCUUUUGGGAGAAAUUUUCAACAGAUUGUCAAAUGAACUUUGCCAGUUAUCAUGUCUCAAAUUCUCAUCCAACGUUGUGGAAAAAUAUAUCAAGAAGUUGUUCCGUGUAAUCAUGGCUGCUGUCCCAAAAAAUAAGCAUGACGUUGCCUCAGAUAUCAAUGACGAUGUGGUGUCAGCUGUCAUGCGCAUUUUGCUCACCAUAAUUGACAUUUUCACACUCAACUUGAAUGUACUGAUCAGAGACAAUUUCGGGAAUUAUGCUUUGCAAACGUUACUUGAUGUCAAGAAUUACUCUCAGAUCUUAGAGCAUCCUGGCAACACCAUCGUAACUCAUGGCAAGCUCGCCAUGUUCAGUCAUGACUUUACCACUAAGAUUGGACAUCUAGUCAUUUUGACAAAAGAGUUUUUACCAAGUAUUAAAACUACUUCGUAUGCUAAAAAGAUCAAGUUGAAAGUGAAAUCUUAUGCCGAAUUGACCGGCAUUCAAUUUACAGAUCUCUCUCCAAAGAGAAAUUCUAACGGAGGAAGCAACAACGGUAAUCACAAUAAUCAUAGUGACAACCAUUUCCACCAUUAUAACCACAAAAAUCAUAGUAACAAGAAUGGUACAGAAAUGUAUCAAAAACAGCAUGCUCGCCAUUUUUCAUUGCCUGCUAACGCGUAUCAUAGGAGAAGUAGUAGCUCUGUUUCGUUGCCAUACGCUGUUUAUCAGCAGCAGGGAUUACAACAGGGACCGCAACAAGCUCAAAACACCUUGAAUGCUGCUCCUGAUGGUAUGAAUAUAAAUGAGAUGAAUUAUCAACAACCUCAAUUCUUCGCGCAGAAUCCACCUAUGACGCAGGGUUUUCCUCCACAGCAGCAAUUCAUCAGCGCACCAUUACCUAAGCCUAACUCAAAUCCAAACUUGCUACCAUCACAACAACCGUUGCUUGCAAUGGGUUUCUCCAACGAAGGUAAUAGCAACAGCAGCAGCAGCACUAACCUUUUCCAAAACAGCGUUGGCGAUCCAAUGAUGGUGAACAACUUUGCAUUUUCAACAAAUUCCCAGUGUAGUUUACGAGACCCCAAUUUUUCUCAGCAAAGAGUUGUCAAUAACUCCUACCCACUUCAACCACCUCAGUUGCAACAUCAACCCAAUUUCAUGGAGAAUAAUUAUCUUGCUGCUCCAAUGUACAUGGACGGUACUCAAAGUGAAUUCGUACAGAGCGGUAAGCAUAAUUUCGGUUUCAGUUAG
This is a messenger RNA of Torulaspora delbrueckii, 2289 nucleotides long. RefSeq names its product Mpt5p (gene MPT5). The record is from RefSeq and is a predicted model, not a curated record. Lineage: Eukaryota; Fungi; Ascomycota; Saccharomycetes; Saccharomycetales; Saccharomycetaceae. Gene Ontology annotation, biological process: post-transcriptional regulation of gene expression. Bases 1 to 2289 code for a protein of 762 amino acids. Gene Ontology annotation, molecular function: mRNA binding. Gene Ontology annotation, cellular component: cytoplasm. The transcript has a single exon.